AUGGCAUCUGUGGAGGAGGCCAGUGCGGAUCGUAAGGAGCGAACCAAAAAAUUGCCGCAAGAGAUCAAGCAGGCCCAUGAGGAGCUGGAAAAACUUGCUGAGAAGCAGCAAAUAGAACCAUAUCAUGACACAUUGCGCAUUGAGAAACUUGACAAAGAAUUUGAUGUCUUCAAGUGGAAGAGCAGGGCCAAUGUGGAGGAUAAAGCAGCGGCCACAGAGAUUGACCCAAAUGCCCAACAGUAUUUCUACAGGGCCUGCACUAUGGAGGAGGCUCACCUGUGGCUUGACAGCAGGUCGCAGGAAGAUGCGAUUGCCAAAGAGGGUCAGCCAUGGGCUAGCUACGCGGAUUAUUCAGAGAAGUACCUGGAUGGAGUGGAUCGGAAUAUUCUUCUCGAGGUGCACGCACCUGGAUGGGUUGCAGUACAACAGUCCAUUGGCAUUGAAUAUGGAAAGUCUGAAGGAGGCGACGACCAUUCUUGGUUCACAGGGCUCACCAAAACCGCUGGCCACUCAGGAGCAAAGGAUGAGAAUGAGGCACUGAAGGACGUCUGGCUCCAGCAUGAUCAACGGGUGAAGAAGUUGUGCGAGAAAUACGAACUGAACAGUGACCCCAAAAGCUUGAACUUGAAGGAUCAAGCCGGCUUGUUGAGGGGCAUUCUUUUCGUAGAUCUGAUACGAAGUGUCCGAAUUGUCCGCAUGAAGCUCCACACAUGGAAGUUCAUCCAGAAACUGGAGAGCUGA
Molecule: messenger RNA, 741 nt
Organism: Durusdinium trenchii
Lineage: Eukaryota; Dinophyceae; Suessiales; Symbiodiniaceae
Source: the annotation of a GenBank genome assembly